Carlito syrichta (Philippine tarsier) is the source of this 5282-nucleotide messenger RNA. RefSeq names its product VPS41, HOPS complex subunit (gene VPS41). The record is from RefSeq and is a predicted model, not a curated record. Gene Ontology annotation, biological process: cellular response to starvation; macroautophagy; endosomal vesicle fusion. The annotation marks the transcript as partial. Gene Ontology annotation, molecular function: protein binding. The transcript is spliced from 24 exons. NCBI's taxonomy places the organism in Eukaryota, Metazoa, Chordata, Mammalia, Primates, Tarsiidae. Gene Ontology annotation, cellular component: HOPS complex; late endosome.
GUGCAGGUGUUUGGACUGUAUUCUGGAGAAGAAUUUCAUGAGACUUUUGAUUGUCCCAUUAAAAUCAUUGCUGUGCACCCACAUUUUGUGAGAUCUAGUUGUAAGCAGUUUGUGACUGGAGGGAAGAAGUUGUUGCUGUUUGAACGGUCUUGGAUGAACAGAUGGAAGUCUUCUGUUCUGCACGAAGGGGAAGGGAACAUAAGGAGUGUGAAGUGGAGAGGCCAUCUGAUCGCUUGGGCCAAUAAUAUGGGUGUGAAGAUUUUUGACAUCAUCUCAAAGCAAAGAAUCACCAAUGUGCCACGGGAUGAUAUAAGUCUCCGCCCAGAUAUGUAUCCCUGUAGCCUCUGCUGGAAGGACAAUGUGACGCUGAUUAUCGGCUGGGGGACUUCUGUCAAGAUAUGUUCAGUGAAGGAACGGCAUGCCAGUGAAAUGAGGGAUUUGCCAAGUCGAUAUGUUGAAAUAGUGUCUCAGUUUGAAACCGAAUUCUACAUCAGUGGACUUGCACCUCUCUGUGAUCAGCUUGUUGUACUUUCCUACGUAAAGGAGAUUUCAGAGAAAACGGAAAGGGAAUAUUGUGCCAGACCUAGACUGGACAUCAUCCAGCCACUUUCUGAGACUUGUGAAGAGAUCUCUUCUGAUGCUUUGACAGUCAGAGGCUUUCAAGAGAAUGAAUGUAGAGAUUAUCAUUUAGAAUACUCUGAAGGGGAAUCACUCUUCUACAUUGUGAGUCCAAGAGAUGUUGUAGUGGCCAAGGAACGAGACCAAGAUGACCACAUUGACUGGCUCCUUGAAAAGAAGAAAUAUGAAGAAGCUUUGAUGGCAGCUGAAAUUAGCCAAAAGAACAUUAAAAGACAUAAGAUUCUGGAUAUUGGUUUGGCAUAUAUAAAUCACCUAGUGGAGAGAGGGGAAUAUGACAUAGCAGCACGCAAAUGUCAGAAAAUUCUUGGGAAAAAUGCGGCACUCUGGGAAUAUGAAGUUUAUAAAUUUAAAGAAAUUGGACAACUUAAGGCUAUUAGUCCUUAUUUGCCAAGAGGGGAUCCAGUUCUAAAACCACUCAUCUAUGAAAUGAUCUUACAUGAAUUUUUGGGAAGUGAUUAUGAGGGUUUUGCCACAUUGAUCCGGGAAUGGCCUGGAGAUCUGUAUAAUAAUUCAGUAAUAGUUCAAGCAGUUCGGGAUCACCUGAAGAAAGAUAGUCAGAACAAGACUUUACUUAAAACCCUGGCAGAAUUGUAUACCUAUGACAAAAACUAUGGCAAUGCUCUGGAAAUAUACUUAACAUUAAGACAUAAAGAUGUUUUUCAAUUGAUCCACAAGCAUAAUCUUUUCAGUUCUAUAAAGGAUAAAAUUGUUUUAUUAAUGGACUUUGAUUCAGAGAAAGCUGUUGACAUGCUUUUGGACAAUGAAGAUAAAAUUUCAAUUAAAAAGGUAGUGGAAGAAUUAGAGGACAGACCAGAGUUGCAGCAUGUAUAUUUGCAUAAGCUUUUCAAAAGAGAUCAUCAUAAGGGGCAGCGCUACCAUGAAAAACAGAUCAGUCUUUAUGCCGAAUAUGAUCGACCAAACUUACUUCCCUUUCUCCGAGAUAGUACCCAUUGCCCACUUGAAAAGGCUCUUGAGAUCUGUCAACAGAGGAACUUUGUAGAAGAGACAGUUUAUCUUCUGAGCCGAAUGGGUAACAGCCGAAGUGCCCUGAAGAUGAUUAUGGAGGAAUUACAUGAUGUUGAUAAAGCAAUUGAAUUUGCCAAGGAACAAGAUGAUGGAGAACUCUGGGAAGAUCUUAUUUUAUAUUCCAUUGACAAACCACCAUUUAUUACUGGCUUGUUAAACAACAUUGGCACGCAUGUUGACCCAAUUCUACUGAUUCACCGUAUUAAGGAAGGAAUGGAGAUUCCCAAUUUGAGAGAUUCCUUGGUUAAGAUUCUACAGGAUUACAAUUUGCAGAUUCUGCUUCGUGAAGGCUGCAAGAAGAUUCUCGUAGCUGACUCUUUGUCCUUACUGAAGAAAAUGCACCGAACUCAAAUGAAAGGUGUUCUAGUCGAUGAGGAGAAUAUCUGUGAAUCAUGCCUUUCCCCUAUUCUUCCAUCAGAUGCAGCUAAGCCCUUCAGUGUGGUGGUCUUCCAUUGCCGGCACAUGUUCCACAAAGAGUGCCUGCCCAUGCCCAGCAUGAACUCUGCUGCACAGUUCUGCAACAUCUGCAGUGCUAAGAAUCGUGGACCAGGAAGUGCAAUUUUGGAGAUGAAAAAAUAGCUCGUUUCUGCUUGUCAGUCCUUCUUCGUUGUACUUUUUGAGACUGUUUUUGCAACAACAGAAGCAUUUGUUGAUACCCAUGCUGUUAAGAGAUUUGUUCAUAUUUGUUCAUAUUUGCUCAAAACCAGUUUCUUGAUCUAUUUCUUUCUUCUACUAGCGGUUUCUCUUUGCACUUGAAAAGGAGUUGGGGCCCUCUCCAUGCCUUGAAAUAUUUGGGUCUAUAGUCAAUAUUUUGUCAUCUACUUGCUUGACUCAUUCUUCAUAUAGUAAUGAAAACAUAAGUCUAGGCGUUAGAAGUGAAUUUUUUAGACCUCAUAAAACCAUUCAACUAUAAAGUGGACUUUUGAGAAUUGUUCCAGCUGCCCGAGAACAUGGCCAACUAUGGUUGUCCAGCAAGCUUCUCCCCAUGACUUCCACCUUGUUUCCAUAUGCUCUGCUGGCAACCAUUCCUGCGUUCUACGUUUGACUUAUUUUAAUAUUUUGUCAGCUGUGGUUGUCUUCAUAAUAGGCCCUUAAUAAAACAUUGUACAAAUUGUCACUCAUUCAGUGGCAUCCGGGCAUAACAGGCUCAUGUCCUGCACCUGUAUGUUUACUAAUCACAUGUUCUGUGUUUCCUGAUGACUAGCAGAGUGUCUGGUCCUGGCAGGCACUCAGCAUUUAUUGACUGAAUAACAAUAACUCUUUUCAUUGUGAAAGACUCACUUUUACUGGCUUGAACAGCCACAAUCAAGAAUUCUAAUACCCUUGUAAGGAAGAGAGUUUUAGCACCUUAGAGUUUGAAGGAUUGUGGUGAGGAUUUGCUAGUAAGGAGGAAAGCGAGUGAUCCUGUUGAAGUCUAAGAAGGAGUCUCAGAAGAAGUGGAACUACCUCAUGCUGAAGGAUGGGCAUCAUGAUGUUUCCUUUUGCCUCCUCUGGAGUCUCUUUUGCCCUCCUAUAAACAAAACAUGUCAUAGAGGAGAAAAUUCAAACUUGUGACUGUUUUACAGGUUUUGACUUCAUCUGUCUUGGGAUAUAGGGCCAUCCUCUAAUGAGAGUAAAGUGUGCAAAAUUAUCCUCAUUGUUCCUGCUUCUUCAGUCCCAUAGUUGGGAAUAAGUGCAGCUUUCUGCUGCUGUCUUUUUGAGAGGACAGGAUGUUAACAGGUGCUGAGAGCAUGCCAACGACCAAAUUUGUUCCAUGAGCAACAUCUCAUUUAAUUGUCACAGCAUCCCAGGAAGAAGCUCUCAUAGCCCUCGGUUUUGAGAUGAGGGAACCAAUAUAGAGUUGUGGUUGAGGGUGCAGAAGUGACUGCCUAACUUUAGAGCAGGGCUCCUGAUCCCUUUAAGAAAUCAUAGGGCCAAGUACACAGGAAAUGCAUCUCUUCACAUUGGAGUUAAUAAUAUUCUCCAGUAGACAACAGAUUUUUUUUGUUAUAAAUAUUUAAAACAUGAAGUUUUGUUUCUUGUUAGCGAAUGUACCCCUCAGCCUUCUCAAUAUUUCCUUAUUCUAAGACUGGUGUUAUAUUUGCUGCACUUCUAGUUUUCAGUUUGGGGUUUUGUUUCUACCAGAGAAUCCCUUUCCUCAUAAAAAAUUAAAAAAUAAAAAACCUUACAAGUAAGCUAAAUUGUUUAUUUUCAACAUUGCCAAUUGAAUGUGAAGAUUCAGCUUAUUAAAUGUAUUUCGAUCUCUUCUUAUUGUUUGAGCAAGCUAAUUUCCAGAAAAGUUCAGUUACAAAACCGGCAAUAGGAUUUACUAAUUCCAGUUCCUUUGUUUGCUUCAGGGAAAAAUUGUACUAAUUACUAAGUACCAUUUGGACAUACAGAAAAUUCUAGGUACAGAAAAGGUGACUGAGCAUUCUUCAAUUUUAAAUAACUUAUUUAAGAAGAAGAAACUAAUAAAAUAUAUUCAUUCAUCAUUUAAGAAAUAACUCUAGCAUAUUGGAAAAUUCCUGAACAACAUAGAUUUUAUUAUUAAUAAAAAAACACUAGCUCUCCCUUUUUAGAAUGACUUUUCUUUUGAAUAGAUAAUAUUAGAUAACUUUAUUAAAGGACAUCCAAUCCUUUUUAUUAAUCUAUAAGGAUUUAAAUAUGACAAAAUUAAUCAAAAUGUUAGCCAGUUGACUAUUUUUUUCAUGUGUGACUAGCCCAAUUUAGAAUAUCGGUAAAAAGCCAACCUACUCCACUCAUAUUAGAGAACAUAUUUGCAAACUUCAUCCUCUACUUAAAUAAAGCUAUUCUGUGAGUGUGAAACAGCCAAGUUCAAAAUAUUUUUGCGAUAGCAUUUUUGUUUUGCAUUUGUUUGUAGCCAAAAACAUUCAAUACCAGUUUAAGUCUGUUCAUCCUUGAGAAUUUUUGAGAAGUUCUUAAUUUAUCUUUAGUUUACUUGGUUGUUAUUGUGCUUAACUAUAUACAGUUGACCCUUGAAAAACACAGGUUUGAAUGGCAUGAGUCCACUUAAUAUGUGGAUUUUCUUCCACCUCUGCCACCCAAGACAGCAAGAUCAACCCCUCAUCUUUCUCUUCCUCCUCAGUGCUAAUUAACCGUUUAUUGAAUUGAUAAGGCUUCCUAUCAACAGUAAGCUAUUAGUAGUUAAGUUUUUGGGGAAUCAAAAGUGAUACAAGAAUUGUUGACUUUGGGAGAGGGGAUCAGUACACCUAAACCCUGUGUUGUUCAAGGGUCAACCGUAUUUUAAUAUAAAAACAAACAUUUACUGAGUAAUUACUGUGUCGGGCACUAUGAUAAGCAAUUUGCAUACAGUGUCUCAUUUAAGUAUCAUGCAACCUUGUGAGACAGGUAUUCUCACCACCAUUAUCAUUUUACCAGUGAGGAAACUGAAGCACGUAAAGUUUAAGUCACUUGCCUAAGGUCAGGUAGCUGGGAAGUGGGCCGCACAGCUGGGAUUUAAGCCCGGGCAGUCUACCUUCAGAGUGCCUCCUUUUAAUCCUAGCAUAUUUGAUUCUUUUUUUUUUUUUGAGUACUUAUUUCAUCUGUUUUGGUCGGUGUGUAGAAAGCAAAGUCCACUCUUUGAGUAUAAAGGAAUUUGUAAUAAAGUAUUGAAUGGC